AUGCCUAAAACCAAUAAAGAGAUAGAGAUUGAGAUUGAAAAAGCAAUAGACUCUCUCUCUAAUCAAUCUAAACUUAAUAUUGCAAAAACUGCGCGAGAAUUCGCGGUUUCCGAGAGCCGGCUACGACGACGAUGGAAAGGUGGAAAAUCGCCUUUCCAACGACAACCCAAUGGCCGGAAGCUUACUCCUAUACAGGGGGGGGGCUUUAUGUGA
Messenger RNA from Penicillium digitatum Pd1, 213 nucleotides. NCBI's taxonomy places the organism in Eukaryota, Fungi, Ascomycota, Eurotiomycetes, Eurotiales, Aspergillaceae. The record is from RefSeq and is a predicted model, not a curated record.